ACUUUGUAUUGGUGGCGCGCCAGCUGUUCCAUUGAUUGUACUUACAGUUUUAAGGUCACAGAUGAAUACCAUAUUUUUCGAAAAGCAGCUGGACUGCUAUAUGCUACAUACUAUCUAAGUAAUUUCAAUAAUAAUCAUAUCGCAAAGCAAUAUAUUUUUAAAGAAAAUAGAUUUUGAAUUGGCUUUAUAUUUCGUAUAUAUAUCAUCUUCUACAAGAUCUACUUCCGGGAUGGAAUAUCUCAGAUUCUGAUUACAACAUGAAUAUUCAUUGCAUUAAUAUUCAUGUAGGCUUUUUCAAAAAGUUUAUUUGUAUGAACAAUUUUUAUUACAUUUGCAAUUAAAAAUACAAAAAUAUUGUUUGAUAUAUUAAUUAAAAUUGUAAAUAAUUUUUUAAUGAUUUAAAACCCUUUGCCAUAAAUAAUAAUGAAUGAUUGACGAAACUGUAAAACUCAAUUGAAGAAAUAGUUAAAGUCUGAUGACGUCACAUUCUUCCAUUUUAUAUUGGUGUAUGCAGCCUCGUGGUCUAUAUACCGAUACAAGGAGUUGGCAAAUUUAGGAGCUUCAGUUCUUCACCACAUUUAGUCAAGAUGAAUGCUGAUAAGUUGUCAAAGAUCCAAAAGGAAGUCAGAAUAGGUGGCAAAGGCACCGCCAGGAGAAAAAGGAAAGUCAUCCACAAAUCCACAACCACAGACGACAAGAAAUUACAAGGAUCAUUAAAGAAAUUAGCUGUAAAUAAUAUUCCUGGUAUUGAAGAGGUUAAUAUGAUCAAAGAUGACGGAACUGUGAUUCAUUUCAACAACCCUAAAGUACAGGCAUCAUUAGCAGCCAACACGUUUGCAAUCAGUGGGCAUGCAGAGAACAAGCAGCUUACAGAUAUGCUUCCUAGUAUCAUGAACCAAUUGGGCAUGGAUAGUUCAAGUUUUGGAAAGCCUGGUGAUGGUAUCCCUAUUGAAGAGACAGGUGGCAAGGCAGAUAAACCUGAUACUAUUGAUGAAGAAGAAGAGGAUGUACCAGAAUUGGUUGGAGACUUUGAUGCGCCGUCCAAGCAGGAAUCUUAGAAGAGGGGCCUCUGAAAGACGGACGACUCUGGAGACCUGCUUUGUGUCAAGACAAGCCAAGUGUGGAGACAUUCUCAAGAAUUUUGAUCUAUUACCGGACUUUUCCUGCUGCUGCCCUCAGCUUAGGCCAGCUUGGACUUGUGUCAGCGAAAGAACUGGCAUUUGUUUUCAUCCCGCUUACCAAGAGGAGUUAUAUUCUAAGCUCUUCUUGUUGACCCCUUUACGUUCGGAGGGGAGAAGUACCUCAUCCUACUUGGAGAAUACCUUUGUAGAACUCUUUAUAUCGUAUACACAGUAUAUUUUACUUUUUUAUAUGAAUAAGUUCAUUUGUGAAUCCUCACAAUAAGAUUUCAUGUUUUAUAAUCUUUCAAGCUCAUGAUUUCUCCCAGAGAGGUCAUGGGGUAUCAACAAAUUUCUGUAUAUUAACACACACAAAAAAAAUUAAUUGCUAUUUUCUUGAUGUGGAAGAAUUUCAUCGUGGCAAUGGAUGAAGUUAAAGAAAUUAAUCGGUUUUCUCACAGAGUGAAAAAAGAUGUUUAAAAAAAUACUGGCAAACGUUUGAUCUAUCAUGAGACAACCAAUUAAUUUCUUCAACUUGAUGCUAUUUGCUUGUACAUCUUGGUGAAUUCCUUGGGUUAAAACUGAUUUCAUUCACUUGUUUCAUGCAGUUUGUAGUGAUAAGGCACUUUGCAUAUCACGAGUGUUGCAAAGUAAAAUUCAUGCUGUUUGUCGAACCAAAACACAUACCUGAACUGUUGAAUAUAAUGAGUGAAUGGAAUCGUUAGUAACCAGCCACUCGACUAAGAUGUAUGCAGUAGUGAGUUUAAAAUUUGAUUAUUGUAUGUCUUAACCGGUUUCAACUAGUUGCAACUGAUUCUGAUAGGUACCCUUAUCAAGUUGAUAUUUUCUAGGGUAGCAAAUCGGAACCGAUCAUGACCACUUGAAACCAGUUACGAUUUCCGGUUAUCAAACUUGAUAUACUUUGUGAGGCACUCUGAAGUACAUGUCUAAUGAUAAUUCUGAGCUUAACUUAGACGUACAAUAUGAUACAACAAUGUGUAAUUUAUAGCUUUCAGGUCAUGUCUUCACAACAUUGGUUUCAUCAUUUUUUAUAUGGAAUAUAAUUUGCAAUAUCUGGUAGGUGUUCAAAAUUGACUCUUAUGUUACAAAUAAGUUGCAGAAAAAUUCCAAUACAGUGUCAUGGUAGUUUUUAGGGUUUAUAUUCUUGAAUGUUGUUUGUAAAAUGACUUUCCUCUAUUGUGUGUUUUGUUUUGGGGUCGGUCGGUCGUGGAGUUUUCAUCCAGGAAAACCGACCUCCGGAGAGAGUUGCCCAUGAGGUAGACCGCUGAAAUCUGUCUGGAGUUUUUAAACAUCUUUAUACUUUGUUUUCCUACAUAGUCAGCUCGCAAUUUUGCACUUAGUCUGAGGGACUGAUACCCCAUAGGCUUCAUGUAUUAUUCCCCUAAAAACCAGGGUUCUGAUUCGAUUUUAAGAUAUUGAUUCUUUGAUAUGAAUUUUCAUCAAGUUGAUGUUGAUUUCUAGUUCCUGAUUAUUUUCAAGACUUCAUUCAUUCAUAGACCUAUAUUUUUUAUGAAAAAUGUUGCGUGAAGAGCAAAAAUUAAUCUGGGGCAUUGGUCCCCUGUACAGACUGCAGUAACUCUGUCAGUCUCUGUAGUGAAGCAAGGCUUAGUCUAGUGAAAUCAACGAAACAGAGAUCAAAGCUUUCAGUCUUACCAUGAGGGAGCCCUCCUCAGGUCCUGUUUCAGAAAACUUUUUACAAUAACAAAUUUGCAAUAAAAGUUAAAAGCUACUGAAAUCCACCAAUCUGAUUGGCUGAUUGUAAAUUUGGUUGUAUAAAUUGUGCAUUUGUUAUUAUAACAAUUCUUUAUGAAACGGGACCCAGAUAGUCAUCCUUUUGCGAUAAUAUGAAAGUAUAAAUGUUUAAAUUUGUGUGAUAAGUUAGAGAGUGCCUGUUCAUAGAAUUGGUAUGAAAUAUCUCUCGAGAAAGAGCAUGUCAAAUGUCUCUGAUAUUACAAAAAUUUUGGUUCAAAUUUAAUGUCUGUAUUGAUUACAAUUCAACAUUUUGUCUUGAAUUUCGUAAGAAUUCAAGAUUUAAUUAAUCACCUCUCCCCCCCCCAUUUUUUUAAUUAAAUUUGAAUAAAAUCCAGUGUUAGACCUUCAUGGAAUUAGGUUUAUACAGGCACUUUGCUUUUCAUUCAUAUUUUUUUUCUUAUGUUAUUGAAAUGUUAAAAAGCAGCAAGAUAGGGAAGGGCAAUUUGUUUUAUGAAAUCUAAAUGUAAUAUUCUUGUAUUUAAUAUUUUGUAGAAUCAAAUAGAAAGGCUCCUCUAUUUUAACUAUAUUUUGUAUUUCAGAAUACCUUAGUUUAUUAGUUAUCGCUUGUUAUACUUUUAUUACAUGUAAUUGUCCAAAACGGCUUUAACUGACAGAUUUAUUUCGAUUCUGAUUUUUGUUCCCACUUUGAUAUCCAUUUCUUUUGGGUGCUUUGUAAACAUCAUUAAUCUAAUGUAAAUAGAACUUUCUUUUUUUUUUAUUUGAUAUUUAUUGCCUGUUGAGCUAUAAAUUUUCCUUCAAAAUUCUAAAUAAUUUCCUCGGAACUUGUCUCAAAAGAGAAGUUCAGGAGAGUGAAAAGAAAAACCUUGACUGCCCUUCUCUGACAUCACAAAGUGGCAUCAUUUUUUGUCAUGAGAAACAGGAUUAGACUAACCUUUUUUAUAUGAAGAAGAUUUUCCCUACAAUUUGAGACCAGUCUUUGUCACUCGAGUAAUAUGCUUUACAGUGAACCCCUCCAGAAAAUGAACAUAUUUAAUAGUGUUCAAAUUCUGCCAUCUUUUAGAUAUGUAAUUGUGAAGUCAGGUGAUAAAAUAUUUAUUCAAUAUAGUUUGUUUCUCUGGGCUCGCCGGACAUAGUAGCAUUGUUGUCUAUGUUUAACACUCCGCAUGAAGGAGUGCAUUUUUGGGUGGGGUUCACUUUCGAGCACCACUGUAGAUUAUGGAAAUUGUAUCAUUAAAUAUUGAAAUGAUAAUUUAUUACAAGUGUUUUGGUACCUGCAGAUCUGGGAACCUUUGAAGGGAAUUCUUGAAAUCAAGUGAAACAACCUAUCUGCACAUGUUUUCUUUCAUAAGUCUGGAGGUGUUUAUGUUUCUAUACUUCCUAAUAGGGAUAUUUUUUUUAUACUAAAUGACUGAGACUUAGGAUAAAAUUUUCUGGUAUUACAACCACCACAAAAAAAUGUAAAAAAAAUAAGUGCUUGUGGAUCUAAGAUUCAUGAUUAAUUCUUCAAAUUGUAUAAUAAACAUUUUCUAUAAACAUACAUGUACAUGUAGCAUGCAGUUAAUUUUGGUGAGUAAACAGUACAAUAAAAAGUACAAAACUGUUGUACACUGUACAUUGUAAAGACAAUUGCAA
Messenger RNA from Lytechinus pictus (painted urchin), 4484 nucleotides. RefSeq names its product transcription factor BTF3 homolog 4-like. Lineage: Eukaryota; Metazoa; Echinodermata; Echinoidea; Temnopleuroida; Toxopneustidae. The coding region runs from base 588 to 1058 and encodes 156 amino acids. The transcript is spliced from 5 exons. Gene Ontology annotation, cellular component: cytosol; nascent polypeptide-associated complex. The record is from RefSeq and is a predicted model, not a curated record.